AUGCGAGACAUUAAUAUUUCAACAAAAACAAAUGAAAAUGAUCUUAAUGAAAAAAAUAUAUCAAUUGAUGAACCAUUAUUACGUGAUAAUCCAUCACGUUAUGUUUUAUUUCCUAUAAAAUAUCAUAAUAUAUGGAAAUUUUAUAAACGUGCAUUAGCAUCAAUAUGGACAUGUGAAGAAGUUGAUUUAGCUAAUGAUAUGAAUGAUUGGUUACGUCUUACAACUGAUGAACAAUAUUUUAUUAAACAUGUAUUAGCUUUUUUUGCUGCUAGUGAUGGUAUUGUUGGUGAAAAUUUGGUAGAAAAAUUUUCAUCAGAAGUACAAAUUCCUGAAGCACGUUGUUUUUAUGGUUUUCAAAUAACAAUUGAAAAUAUUCAUUCAGAAAUGUAUAGUUUACUUAUUGAUACAUAUAUUAAAGAUCCACGUGAACGAGAUAUUUUAUUUAAUGCUAUAUCAACAUUACCUUAUGUAAAAAAGAAAGCUGAUUGGGCUAUUCGUUGGAUAAAUGAAAAAACUCCAUUUGCUGAACGUUUAGUUGCAUUUGCUUGUGUUGAAGGAAUUUUUUUCAGUGGUUCAUUUGCAGCUAUUUUUUGGUUACGUGAACGUGGUAUUAUGCCUGGUCUUACAUUUAGUAAUGAAUUAAUUAGUCGUGAUGAGGGUUUGCAUACAGAUUUUGCUUGUUUAUUAUUUGAAUAUAUUGUUCAUAAACCAAGUGUUGAACGUAUUGAAGAAAUUCUUCGUGAGGCUGUUAAUAUUGAAAUUGAAUUUCUUACUGAUGCUUUACCAUGUUCACUUAUUGGAAUGAAUGCAUCAGCAAUGGCACAAUAUAUUAAAUUUGUUGCUGAUCGUUUAUUAGUUGAACUUGGUUGUACAAAAAUUUAUCAUUGUGAUUGUCCAUUUGAUUUUAUGCAUAAUAUAUCAAUAACUGGUAAAACAAAUUUUUUUGAAAAACGUGUUGGUGAUUAUCAACGUGCUGGUGUUAUGGCUGCAACAAAUGAACAUAAAUUAACACUUGAUGCUGAUUUUUAA
Molecule: messenger RNA, 1029 nt
Organism: Rotaria sp. Silwood1
Lineage: Eukaryota; Metazoa; Rotifera; Eurotatoria; Philodinida; Philodinidae
Source: the annotation of a GenBank genome assembly